AUGGCAGAUAAAUUAAUGGACAAAAAUUUUGAAGAACUGUGCUAUUCAUGCCGCACUGGUGAUAUGGACAAUGUUGAUAGAUUGAUUUCCACGGGAGUAAAUGUGAAUAGUGUUGACAAGUUUGACAAUUCGCCACUUUUUCUGGCUAGCCUUUGCGGGCAUGAAGCAGUCGUGAAACUUCUUCUACAGAGAGGAGCCGUCUGUGAUAGAGACAGAUAUGAAGGAGCUCGAUGUAUUUAUGGAGCAUUGACCGAUACUAUCAGAGAUACCCUUUUAAGUUAUGAUAUAUCCAAGGCUGUAGAUGUCAAGCAACCCUUUGCUACUCAUAUCUCAUCGAUGUAUAAUGACGAAGGCUUCCUUAAAAGAGAUAUCACAUUCAGAGUUUCGAAUGGAAAACUGUUCACAGCGCAUAAGUUCUUAUUAUGUGCAAGGAGCGAAAUUCUAGCAGAAAAAAUGGUGAAUGAGUGGGCAAAGCAUGAAAUUGUUUCUCUUGAAGUGCGCCCAGAUAUAUUUGACAUAUUUUUGAAAUUUCUUUACUUAAUUCCGAUCCUGCACCAAAUUGAACCGGGACAAUAUGAAGAACUUAUAGAGCUAUCUAGUAAAUUUGAUAUUGAGUUAUUGCCCGAAUUUUUAGACAAAGCAAGGCAUACCGCCGAUCCUACGGAAAAGUCGAGGUUAAUGUCAGAUUACCAAUAUAAGUUUACCGAGGUUGCAAGAAGUCAACUUUUAAUAUUUGUGAACAAUUGUAUCUUUAGAUCUACUGUUGAUCUUGCUAAUAGUGAACGACGAGUUUUUUCCUUGAUGAACUGUCCAGCUUAUCCGGAUGUUCAACUUAUGGUAAAAAACCGAAAUGGAGCCAUUCGAAUAUACCCUUGUCACCUGGCUGUUUUGAGCCGCGCAGAAUAUUUCAAGGUGAUGUUCACAAACAACUUCAAGGAGAAAGUUACAUAUAUCAAAGCCAAGCACGUUACAGGAAAGUAUAAUAGUAUCAUUCCACAGCUGACAUUACCCAAUUGUGAGUUUGAGGUUGCCGAAAUUAUUCUCCGCUACUUAUAUGCAGAUAAUACAGACAUUCCUUGGAUGUAUGCCGUCGAUGUUUUGUUACUUGCCGAUAUACUUUUAGAAGACCGCUUAAAAACUAUCGCUUCUACAAUUAUAACACAAUCAAAAGAGUUUAUUCAGCAAUACAAUGUUUUUGACGUACUCUAUUUAUCAUGGGAAAUAGGAGUGGAACGCUUAGAACAAUUUGCAGCUAAAUUUAUAGCUAUACAUUUGCAAGAGUUAUAUAAAGAUCCAGAGAUUAAAAGGGCAAUUAUGUUGAGUUCACAACGAAUUUCUCUCCGCCAGGAAACUGAUACUAUUGAACUAGUGGAUGACAUUAGGUACUAUUUGCUCCGAAAAUAUUCUUUUGAACCGGAUGAUGUGGAGCUGUUCGAAAACCAAGACGAUUUAGAAUACCUAAAACAAGUAGGGUAUUUGGAGUACAGAAAAGAUAUGGGUAUGUUAGAUAAUAUCCUAGCUGAUCUGGAACUUGAUGUAUAA
This is a messenger RNA of Saccharomyces cerevisiae S288C, 1542 nucleotides long. RefSeq lists its product as uncharacterized. The transcript has a single exon. Bases 1 to 1542 code for a protein of 513 amino acids. The record is from RefSeq and is marked reviewed. Lineage: Eukaryota; Fungi; Ascomycota; Saccharomycetes; Saccharomycetales; Saccharomycetaceae.